AUGCUGCAAAGACGUCCGCUUACUUAACCACAAGGAAUCCCUCUAUUUGGGCUUAUAUAUUAACUUCUUCAAACCCUUUGUUUAUCUUUCAAUACUUCUUUACACAAAAGAUAUACACAACAAUCUCUCUCUCUCUCUCUCUAUCUCUCUCUCUCUCUCUCUAUACACACACACACGAAUCUGCUGCUGUUCACCUUUCUGAGAUCGGAGGCUGACUUCCGACGGGGAGUUUUGUUAUGAUGGGUGUGUCCAACAGGUGUUCGCAUACUUCCCACAUCACCGAGAUCAUCAUCACCAGCUUCUUCCGCCACAAGAUCAUUUAAACAAACUCAUCUCUUAAACAAUAACAAGAUUCAGUUUUUCUUGUUCACAGCAUCACGUUUAUACAUAAAAUAAUGACAGCUCGUUGAGUAAUAAUAAUAUACCCAAGCAGUUCUGGUGGGUACUAUAUAUUAUAGUGGUAGCCAUGGCAGCUCGGAGCUAUCUCUACGGUGGUGAUUCUGGUAGUGAUGCCGUCGGUGGUGGUGGUGGCUCAGGUUUUAGUUCUGUUAUGCUAACAAACAAAAGGGUGUCUUCUUCUUCUUCUAAGCCUCUUGAUUCCUUCUUUGUCUCUGGAUCCUCUCAUUCUUUCGUAGGGUCCAGAUCAAUGGUUAGUUUUGAGGACAAAAGAAACGGGUCAAGUGGCUCGUUUUUUCGAACAUUUGAUCAAGAAGACAAUGGGGAUGAUGAAUAUGAUGAUUACUUUCACCAUCCGGAGAAAAAAAGACGACUCAAAGCCGAUCAAGUUCAGUUUUUGGAGAAAAGUUUUGAGACCGAAAACAAACUCGAGCCCGAACGAAAGAUUCAGCUAGCGAAAGAGCUUGGAUUGCAGCCGAGACAGAUUGCGAUCUGGUUUCAGAACCGCCGUGCACGGUGGAAAACCAAACAGCUAGAGAAAGACUAUGAUGUUCUCCAAGAAAGUUACAACCAACUCAAGGCUAAUUAUGAGAAUCUACUUCAAGAAAAGGAGAAACUAAAAUCUGAGGUUCUUGAUUUAAGUGACAAGUUACUUCUGCAAGAAACUGAAAAGGGAACCUCGGAUUCAUCAAGUACUAAAAGCCCAUUUGAGCCACUACAACAAGAGCAUGUUGCAGAUUGUGUGAAUGAUGAAGAUGUAACAAAGACCUCAAAUGAUGGGAUCCAAUCUUUAUUGGAGCGGGGUGAUUCGUCUUAUUUGUUUGAACAAGAUCAAAGUGAUGAAUCUUUAGAUGAAGAAGAUAACUUUGGGAAGAUGUUUGUAACUCCUGUUAGUGGCUACAUGCUGCCAAAGAUUGAAAAUGGUGAGUACCCAGAACUGGAUGCUGUGAAUUCUUGUUACCUUGGGUUCAAUGGUCAUGAUCAAGAUGGCAGUGAAGACCAGUCCUUUGGUUUUUGGCCUUACUGAGUUAACUCAGAGACCUAUGUUAAGUUAUUAUGUAAGUUUUAUUGUUGUUAUAUAUUCUUCGUGAAAUUUCUCAAGAAUGAUGUAGAAAGGAAUAAAGUCCCAACUUGUUACACCCUCAAUCCAUGAGUGGUGAUGUUGGUUUCUUGUAUUUUUUUCUUUUUUUGUAUUUUCAUUUUGAUAGCAAGUAAUAAAGUCAUGUAAACAACUAUAACGUCAAUCUUGUCUUUAUCUAUUAAGUUUUUCAAA
This is a messenger RNA of Helianthus annuus (common sunflower), 1669 nucleotides long. RefSeq names its product homeobox-leucine zipper protein HAT5. The transcript has 3 exons. The record is from RefSeq and is a predicted model, not a curated record. NCBI's taxonomy places the organism in Eukaryota, Viridiplantae, Streptophyta, Magnoliopsida, Asterales, Asteraceae. Gene Ontology annotation, cellular component: nucleus. Bases 467 to 1423 code for a protein of 318 amino acids. Gene Ontology annotation, molecular function: DNA-binding transcription factor activity, RNA polymerase II-specific; sequence-specific DNA binding. Gene Ontology annotation, biological process: positive regulation of DNA-templated transcription.